Molecule: messenger RNA, 1008 nt
Organism: Drosophila nasuta
Lineage: Eukaryota; Metazoa; Arthropoda; Insecta; Diptera; Drosophilidae
Product: GPALPP motifs-containing protein 1
Source: RefSeq, a predicted model, not a curated record
CACAAAAUGUCCAGCGAUUCCAGCAGCGACAGCAGUACAAGCUCUGAGGAUCACAGACGCAAGCGAAAAAUAAAAAAACAUGACAAAGAUGUGGGGAAAAAGCACAAGAAGUCGAAGAAGGCGAAACGCGACAAACGCCACAAAGAAAAAGAGGAGCCGAAAGAUGAGCCAAAAGUGCAGCCAACAGUUCCUGCUCCUCCUCGACAACUAGCGGAGGCUGUAGACAAUGAUGAUGCCUUUGGACCUGCAUUGCCACCACAUUUGUUGAAGCAACCACAAGCGGCUCCAAUGAUUGGUCCUGUGAUGCCUAGCAACAUUGCUGAAAACACCAAUGCUGAAAGUGUUGUUACUGAUCAUCCCAAUGAUGAACCCGAUGAUGAUGAUCAGUGUGGCACCUUUGGUCCCUUGCCAAAUGCCACACAAGUCGAGCUAGAGGAACGUGCGCUGACUUUAAAGCUGGCCGCAUUACAGGGCGAUUCCUUGAAUGCCACAGCAACAGAUCAAGAUGUGCGCGAAGAGUGGAUGUUAGAGCUGCCUGAGGUGGGACUCAAAGGUGGCCUGGCAGCACUCAACAAUAUGAAGCGCACCUUUUACCAGGGUAAAGAGCGACCAGACUUUAGUGAUCGCAGUUCCUGGACCAAGACGCCCCAAAGUGCUGCAGCGGCUGCGGGUCCCAAACCUUGCAGCUCCAAGGACAUGGAGCAGGCGGCGCAGGCCAAGUACGAGCGUCAACGUGACGAGGAACAGGAGCAGAUAGCCAAAAAGCAUAAAAAGAAGCACAAACGUGACGAGUCGCUUGUGGAGCUGCACCAGAAGAAACUGCGCAAGGAGCAGCGUGAAAGGGAAAAGGAACUCGCCGCAGCUGGAGCGAAGCCAGAGCGUCGUCCAUUUAGUCGCGAUGUGGAUCUGAAGCUUAACAAGAUUGACAAGAAUCAAACCAAAUCGAUUGUGGACAAGGCCAAGAUAUUAAACACAAAGUUUUCGAGUGGACAAGCCAAGUACCUAUAA